UCGAGCCAUCAAGUCGUACGGAUCCGACUGGGAGAGAGACAAAGAAACUGGUCGAAUGGGUAACAAAGUGGUCACUUUCACCGAUCAGCAGCUGGAGGACUAUCAGGAUUGUACAUUUUUUACUCGGAAAGAGAUCUUGAGGGUGCAUAAACGCUUUCGAGAGGCAAGCCCCGAGCUGGUCCCGUUGGUGAUGACCGAGGGGCAAGCCACCUCCAUACGGGUUCCGAGCGAACGGAUCGGCAGGUUACCGGAGCUGGUGGAAAACCCUUUCAAGGGUCGAAUGUGUCAGGCGUUCUCACGUGAUCGGGACGGAAAUUUAACGUUCGAGGAUUUUCUAGAUCUGCUGUCGGUAUUUAGCGAACAAGCACCGCGAGAUAUUAAGGUCUUUUAUGCUUUUAAAAUUUAUGAUUACGACAAUGACGGUUUCAUCGGCCAGUCAGACCUGCUGGAAGUCAUCACCGCGCUGACCCGCAACGAGCUAACGGUGGAAGAGCACCAGCAGAUCGUCGACAAUGUCAUCGAGGAGGCGGAUGUCGAUGGCGACGGUAAACUGUCCUAUUUGGAGUUUGAGCACGUGAUUACCAGAGCACCGGAUUUCAUGUCCACGUUUCACAUACGAAUUUAAAUGAAGCGCGCUCGCGCGAUUCGAGCGCUAGUGGUGGAAAUGAAUGGAAUUAGUGCGUACCGGUGAAGGAUGCUCUCUAGUGGAAUUGCUGCAGAAAUUGUUUUGGCUUUCGUACAGUAGCGAGGGCAACAACCAUCCCGUAUAACACUUUGUAUGUUAGCGAGGAAUCGCAUACAAUGUGCAAUUGGCGCAACAAAAAAAUAGAGAAAAAACUGUUGGUUUCGUUGAUAAGGGGACCUUAUAAAAAUUAGAUUUUUGAGAAACCAAAUGCAUUACCAUUUAUUUUGAACGAAAGAAGAGUUUGAACAAAUUAAUAAGUAAUAACAAGACAUGAUAGGACAUUAUAAAACAGCAGUGACACAGCAAGGAGAAAUCGUUUGAGUUAACCAAAAUGGAUUGUCCCACACACCGAAAAGACACCGGCUGUCUUCAAGUAUACCAUUAUGCCCGCAUAAUUGGCACGUCCUAAAAGGUAA
Messenger RNA from Wyeomyia smithii (pitcher-plant mosquito), 1101 nucleotides. RefSeq names its product calcium and integrin-binding family member 3 (gene Cib2). NCBI's taxonomy places the organism in Eukaryota, Metazoa, Arthropoda, Insecta, Diptera, Culicidae. The record is from RefSeq and is a predicted model, not a curated record. Gene Ontology annotation, molecular function: calcium ion binding. The transcript has 2 exons. Bases 56 to 625 code for a protein of 189 amino acids.